UCCAUGAUGGGAAAUAUAAAAUUCAUGAAACAUGAGGGUAGCAGCUUGUUGACAUGUAGUGUAUAAAUAUGUAGCUAUAGAAAGUCAAUAGGUACUCCUCAAAUGGCUAUCAACUCAAACUUGUUUCAUGGCUUCAUUUGCAUUUUGGUUGCAAUAAUAUUAUUAGGGUGUGUUGAGUGCAAUAGAAAACUAGCUGAUACGGCAUCCCUCUUUGUGUUCGGUGAUUCGAUACUGGAUCCUGGAAAUAAUAAUUACAUCAACACUACUAGUGAUUAUCAAUCAAAUUGGUGGCCUUAUGGUGAAUCAUUCUUCAAAUAUCCAACUGGUAGACCAUCUGAUGGGCGUCUCAUAUCUGAUUUUAUAGCGGAAUACGCUAAUUUGCCACUCAUUCCAUCUUAUUUCCAAAUUGACAAGGAAGGAUUUAUUGAUGGAGUCAAUUUUGCUUCAAGCUUAUCUGGUUCUCUCGUGGAAACCAACCGUGGUCAUGUAAUAAACCUUAAAACACAAUUGAAAUAUUUCAAGAAGGUGACAAAAUUGUUAAAUAAUAAAGUGGGAGACAAGCAGUCCAAAAAACUCAUCUCAAAUGCUGUUUACAUGUUUAGUACUGGAACAGUUGAUUAUGGUGAAGCUUUUCGAAGAAGCCCUGAUUUAAUUCACUUUCCAUAUCCUAAACAACAAUUUGUAGAAAUGGUAUUAUCAAAUUUCACAUCCGUUUUGAAGGUAUAUAUAUAA
This is a messenger RNA of Solanum tuberosum (potato), 732 nucleotides long. Its product is annotated as GDSL esterase/lipase 2-like. The transcript is spliced from 3 exons. Lineage: Eukaryota; Viridiplantae; Streptophyta; Magnoliopsida; Solanales; Solanaceae. Gene Ontology annotation, molecular function: lipase activity. The record is from RefSeq and is a predicted model, not a curated record. The coding region runs from base 103 to 732 and encodes 209 amino acids.